This is a messenger RNA of Pseudocercospora fijiensis CIRAD86, 2616 nucleotides long. RefSeq lists its product as uncharacterized. The coding region runs from base 1 to 2616 and encodes 871 amino acids. The transcript has 2 exons. Lineage: Eukaryota; Fungi; Ascomycota; Dothideomycetes; Mycosphaerellales; Mycosphaerellaceae. Gene Ontology annotation, biological process: rRNA processing. The record is from RefSeq and is a predicted model, not a curated record. Gene Ontology annotation, cellular component: small-subunit processome; nucleolus.
AUGCCGGCACGAAUCGCUCGCUUCAACGUGAGCAAUCAAGACGAGGAAGAAGAGCCUCAGAGAAAGCGACCCGAUCAGCGUCGAAGGCCCGGCCAGGAAGACGAUCUAGAGUAUGGCAGCGACAGCGAUGGCAACGAGAUUGUGCUAGGCGGAUUGGCAGAAAAUGGCGACGAUAGCGACCUCGACUCCGAUGAGGCAUUUGGUGAGAGCGACAACGAGCGUUUCGAAGGCUUCACGUUUAGAGGCAGCUCGAAGCCGAAGAGCAAGAAGAAAGCACCUCAGCGGAGAGAUGAUGCAGAAAGCGAUAUUGAUUUGGUCGAGGAGCCGCAGAGCGAAGAUGACAGUGGUGACAGUCAAGAUGAGGAAGGGUUAGGUCUGGGCGAUGACGCAGUCGACCUGGCCGCCAUGCUUGACGACAACAGCGAGGAUGAGCAGGCGAACAACCGUGAUGAAGCAAGUGGGAGUGAUGAAGAGGACGAUGCCGAUGAUGACAGUGACAGUGACGAGGAUGAAUUCCAAGAAUUUGAGGACGACGAAGUGGACGAGGAAGGCGCGGCACGUCUGCAAGACUUUCUGGAAGGUCUUGAUGCAAAACCUGGCGUGAAGAAAUCAGAAGCACCUCAGCGGUCGGUCGUGACAUUAGACGACUUUGCAGACGGCACCGAGCUAGCCGCAGAAAACAAAAAGUUGAAAAAGAAACAUCAGCCUAAAGCAAUGGCAGCACCGUUGCCGAAGAGGCAGCAGGACCGCAUCGAUCGUGAGAUCGCUGCACAGAAAGCCAAAGAACAGCUUGAUCGAUGGCGUGAUACAGUCGUACAGAACCGUCGAGCAGAAUUUUUGAGCUUUCCACUCCAGCACCCGGACGAUCAAGGCAUCACAGUUGGCAAGGAUAAAUUCCUACCUGCAGCACAGCAAGCUCCUGCGAAUGAGCUCGAAGAAAGCAUUCAGCGCAUCAUGCAGGAGUCUGGGCUGCAGACGAAACAAGAUGGCGAGACUGGCGCUGACGAGGAUGAUGUCGAGGCCGCGCUGCUGAAGGCUGAGGGCUUGGCGGAGAAGCAUUUGCCUGUGGAAGAAGUGGAGCGGCGGCGUGCAGAGCUUCGAAGGGCGAGAGAUCUGCUUUUCCGUGAAGAGAUCAAAGCUAAGCGUAUAGCCAAGAUCAAGUCAAAGGGCUAUCGAAGAGUGCGUCGUAAGGAGAACCAGAGGAAUGCCGAAAAUGAGCGAGACGCACUGCAAGGUUUGGGCUUUGAGGACGAAGGCGAGAAGGAGAAGCAUGAUCGCAAACGGGCUGAAGCACGAAUGAGUACCAAACAUAAAGAUUCGAAAUGGGCGAAAUCACUAAAGCAGACGAAUAGAUCUGCUUGGGACGAUGAAGCUCGAGACGGCGUCGUUGAGCAGGCACGAAGAAACGAGGAGCUCAAGAGACGAAUUGCUGGUCAGGAUGUGUCUGAUGACGAUGGCAGCCCUCAUUCCGACGACAGUGACGACGAUGACGUCUUUAAUGGUCAGAAACUCGAAGCAUUGAGGGCUGAUGGUGAGCAAAAGAACGGUCUUGCUGCUUUGAAGUUCAUGCGAGCUGCUGAAGAGCGGAGGCGAAAGCAGAACGAUGAAGACAUCGAGCGUAUACGAAAAGAUCUGGCUACUGCAGAUGGCGAAGAAGAAAGUGAUGUUGAGGAUCAAAGCCUCGGUCGAGCCAUAUUCGGGCCCGCUGGCAAGGAAUCGAGACAGCAAACAAAGGUCCAGAGGCAUGAAAUGGAGGCCCCGGAUGACUUCGAUGCAGGGGAAGAUGAUGGGGGAGAGACAGAGCAUACUAUCAUCACCGAGAAAAGCAAAGCAAGGCCUACGACAAACAGUGUCUCUAAGAAGGCCAUUACGAGUGGACCGCUCGCCAAAGGGCUACCACAGACUGUUGCUAAUGACCAUGGCGCUGGAAUUGAUUGGUUCAAGAAGGCCAAGAACCAGUCGAAGAACAAAUCAGAGGUUGAUGCGGACCUCAUCUUGCGUUCGGAUCCUACCAAUCAGGAUACUCAAGCCAAGCCUUCGAAGAAGGCUGACUUGAAAACGAAUGGACAAGGCUUGACGACAGCGACCCAUAAUGGCGACGAUGCAUCCGACUCCGAAGCCGAAAUGCCGUCCAAUGCCAUGACUUCAGCUCAGCUUCAACAGAGUGCUUUCGCCGGAGACGAAGUAGUUGCAGCUUUCCAGGCAGAGAAGGCGGAUCUUGCAGCUUCAGAAGACGAGAAAGAGGUAUCCAAUCACCUUCCAGGCUGGGGUUCUUGGACAGGCGACGGUCUCUCCAGAUCAAUUAAGAAGGCGAACAAACGCGCAGCACAUAAUCCACUACACAAAACGAAAGUUGCAGGCGUCAGGCAAGCAGAUCGCAAAGAUGCCAAGCUUGAAAAUGUCAUCAUUUCUGAGAAACAGGAUCGAAAAGGCAAGAAGUAUUUCGCUCCUGUUUUGCCUCAUGGUUUCGAGACCAGAGAGCAGUAUGAGCGUUCCAGACGUCUGCCGAUGGGACCUGAAUGGACGACGAAGGAAGUACAUCAGCGAAUGACCAAGCCGAGAGUCAUUGUCAAGCCUGGUGUCAGGAUGGAAGCUUUGGAACGUCCGACUGUAUAG